CAGAGCAUAGUUGCAAAACUCUGGUGUGUUUUCUUUGCAGGCUCCCUCCUUCUGCUCUUCUCCUCCUCAGUAUGGCGGCUGAGCACUGCAAGUCCAGUGGGAUCACAUAUCCCAUCGCUGCACCUUGAUGGAAGCUCAUGCAAGGGCCUUGCACGCUCUCUGCUCUGGAACGUGACGGCAGCGCUGACAGUUGACCAGCUGUUCAGAGGGCUGAACUGCACGGAUCAGAGCGCUGAGCAGGACCUCAGGACCCAAACAUUAGCUGUGUGCAUACCCCAGAACUCAAAGUGCUCAGACAGUGCAGACUUCACAUUCAACCAGGACAAAUGCCUCCAGAGUGUUCUGGAAGAUCUCAGGCAGUACCGGGCAACCUUUAAAGCUUACAGUGACCGAGCCCAUAUCCUGGAACAGUCAGUGCUCAGGAGCAUUGAAGACCUCAUGCAGAACUGCUUUUCUGCCACACUGACCGAUGGUUCCCAGCCUCUGGUUUCCAUGAAGCAUAAAAACACCUUCAUGGGCCGACUGAAGCUGUGCAAAGUCUUGAAGGCCUUCCAGAUUCGUGUUGUCACCAUCAACCGAGUGCUGAACUAUGUCCUGACCACAGGUCAGGGAGUUGAUGAAUGAAAUGUCAUUUGACGUAGUCAUGCUUCAGACCAAGGCAAUGAUUUUGUCAUUUUGACAAGUACAAGUACGCCUAAUUGUUCUAGGUGUCAUAAUGCAAGAACUAUUGUAAUUGUAUUUAAACCUAUUUAUUUCAUAUUUAUUGGUAAAUUAUUUGAUGUUCUAAAUGAUGCAUUGUUCCUCAAAAUGCCAAGUGCUGAGUGCUCACCAAGUGUUUUGCCUUUAAAGGAAUAAAACUCACUCAAUACAAAA
This is a messenger RNA of Pygocentrus nattereri (red-bellied piranha), 873 nucleotides long. Its product is annotated as interleukin-12 subunit alpha. The transcript has 6 exons. Lineage: Eukaryota; Metazoa; Chordata; Actinopteri; Characiformes; Serrasalmidae. The annotation marks the transcript as partial. Gene Ontology annotation, molecular function: interleukin-12 receptor binding; growth factor activity. The record is from RefSeq and is a predicted model, not a curated record. Gene Ontology annotation, cellular component: extracellular region. Gene Ontology annotation, biological process: immune response.